Messenger RNA from Cyphellophora europaea CBS 101466, 588 nucleotides. RefSeq lists its product as uncharacterized. The transcript has a single exon. NCBI's taxonomy places the organism in Eukaryota, Fungi, Ascomycota, Eurotiomycetes, Chaetothyriales, Cyphellophoraceae. The coding region runs from base 1 to 588 and encodes 195 amino acids. The record is from RefSeq and is a predicted model, not a curated record.
AUGUACUGCCUCCGGACCUUCCUCCCCCUCCUGCUCCUCCCACUGCCACUCUCCCUCAGCCCGAUCCACCUCGCGACCUUCCUGCUCCUGACCUACAUCCUCGCGCGGCCGUGCUCAUACUGCUCCUUCCUGCUCGUCAUCCUCUUCGCCUCCUCAUGCUACUGGAGCGGCCGCUGUUUCUGGGAGAGUCCUGUGGUAGAGCCCACAGGCGCAAUAUCCGCAGGCUGUAACGGCACGGGCGUCGAGCAGUGGGCAUGGCUCCCAUACUUCCUCCCUCGCCUCUAUACGACACCCUCGCCCUCGAUACCCACCUCGGCCUCCAGCGUCAACGCCACCGCCAAUACCGGAUCCACUGAAGACUUCACCUCCUUCCUCCUCGACCUCACGAACAGCACGCUCUCGACCCUCGGUUCAUCCGCGGCUUCGAGUGUCAUGGCCUCCUCCAGCGCGAUGCUGGCCAAGGUUGCCCCAUCAAUAUCGAUCCCGACGACGUCCAUGGCGGGUGCGGUCGGCACACAGUGGCUUGGCAAGUUAUUGGGGCGAGGGGAAUGGACGCUUCCGUGCGUUGGGGUGAGGGUUGUGCUGUAA